This is a messenger RNA of Mucor mucedo, 2165 nucleotides long. Its product is annotated as rab-GTPase-TBC domain-containing protein. Lineage: Eukaryota; Fungi; Mucoromycota; Mucoromycetes; Mucorales; Mucoraceae. The transcript has 4 exons. The coding region runs from base 82 to 2025 and encodes 647 amino acids. The record is from RefSeq and is a predicted model, not a curated record.
CCCAGCUCUCCCUUUUUUUUUUCUUUUUCUUUUUCCUUUUUUUUAUUUUCUCUCUUUCUUCUCUCCUUUAUUUUAGAAAGAAUGAUGACCGAAGAUAAUAAUAGUGUCAUUAUUGAUACACCAGAAGCAGUAGUAGUAAAGAGUGAGAGCAAGAAUAGCGAUAGUUUUAUUAUGGAUAAGGAUACAGUUAUAACACAUGGAUCAGCUAUCACAGUGCGUUCACAGAGUUCUUCUUCGCUUGCAGAUAAUUAUUCUGACGAUGCAGAAAGUAGUCAUGAUUCCAUCGACACGAUUGCUACUAAUGAAAUCGAAAAGGAUGUGAUCGAGACUGGUAUCAGUCAAGGGAGACGACGUCGUGCUUUAACUGUAACACAAAACCCUCGAGUAAAUUUAGACAGUGCGACAGCAGACAUUGGAGAUCAUAUUCAAGAGUUACAACAAUCUACUUCGUUGAUAGGUGAUCAAGAGGAUUCAGACUCAGAUCAGUCUCAUUAUGAGGAUGAUGAUACUAGUGUGAGAAAGCAUAAAAGACAUGAAAGUCAUCGUUCUACCAUGUCCUCCAUUCAUUCAUUUGUUUCAAGUGCUUCCAACUAUGAUUUAUUACUAGCUCGAUUAGGUUCUAAAGAUGCCUCUGUCACUCCAAAGGAAGAUACAGGACCACCACAAGAAAUUAGAACUUCGUUUGAAAGGGUUUAUAACGAAGCAGUGUGUAAAGGAGAAGAAGAGGACAUUGAUUGGGAAUUUUGGUCAAAAGUAAUUUCGGACUUUAAUGGGGUCGCAAAGUCAGAACCUAAAAUAUUGUCGUACCAUAUUCAAAGAGGAAUCCCACCUUCACUUCGUGGUAUGAUUUGGCAAUUAUUUGGAAAGAGCAAAAAUGUGAAACUCGAAGAACAAUACAUGCAAUUACUAAAAGAAGAAUCCGUCUAUGAAAAGGCAAUUGCACGCGAUUUACCAAGAGCUUCCUUCAUUUCCCAUGAAUAUUUUCAGCUUCAGGAUGGUCAAGAAGCCUUGUUUAACGUCGUAAAAGCUUAUUCGCUGUACGAUACUGAAGUAGGCUAUAGUCAAAGUUUGUUGCAUAUCACAGGUCCUUUACUUUUGAACAUGCCUGAAGAAGAAGCAUUUUGUGUGCUUGUACAAUUAAUGAACAAGUACAAUCUCAGAGGACACUUUUUACCUCAAUCAGACUUAAUUUCUCAGCGCUUAUACCAAUUGGAAGGUUUGGUGGCGGAUAAUUUACCUCAUAUUCAAAGACAUUUUGAAGCACAUGGUGUUCGAUCCAACAUGUAUGCAUACCAAUGGUUCAGUACCUUAUUUGCUUAUCGAUUCCCCCUAGAUACCGUCUUUCGCAUUUAUGACAUGAUAUUUGCUGAAGGAAUCGAAACAUUGCUUCGUUUUUCCUUGGCUCUAUUAGAUCGAAAUCAGGCAACUAUCCUUAGUCUUGAAUUCGACGAUUUGGUUAGCUAUCUUAAAAACGAUUUACUCGAUGUUUACAAGAGUAACUCUAAUCAACUUGUCAAAGAUGCUUUUCAAAUACAUAUCGUAUCCAAGCGGUUGGAUCGAUUAGCCAAGGACUUCCUUGUCGAAUCAGCACGUGCUAAUAAUGAAGCAGAAGCUAUUGAGGCACUGAAACGACAAAACAAGGCACUGGCUGAUUCUAUAAAACAAAUGGAUUCUAACUAUAGUGAACUUAACAAGGAGCAUACACAAGUAGCUACAGAGCUGAUCACAGCCAAAAUGGAUAUUGCACGUAUACAUGAUGAAAACGAAGCUCUGCAUCAACAAUCCAACGACUUGAAAAAGGCUUUAGAGACCUUACCCGGAGAGGUUGAAACUAGAGUAAAGGAAGAAAUGGAAAUUUUAUACACUAAAAAUGCUGCACUCGUUGAAAGAAAUUCUGCUCUUGAAGAUCAGCUGGCUUAUAUGGAAAACAUGAUUAUCGAGAUAAAAAUCAAGUACGCUGAAAGUGAAAACGAAAGAGAAGGGUUACGUCAAAGACUAACUGACCUUAAACGUUUAAUGGGCUAAAAAAAAAAAAGUCAAUAACGUCAAGCUAAAGUCGUUGGAUAUUAGCCUUUGAAGAUAGUGUUUUAAAAAAAAAAGAAGAAAAAGAUACCCCCAAGUCAUAUAAACAUACAGUAAAAUAAAAAUGGUUUUUUAUUGUAAAA